AUGGCUCCUGCUUCGCCUCGAUUACGAAUACUCUCGGUUGGGGGUAAUUCUGUUUCUGCAUUUCUAUCAUGGAGGUUGCAGGCCACAAAUGCCUGCGAUGUUACGCUGGUAUGGAAGUCCGGUCAUGAUACAGUAUCGCAAUAUGGCAUAUCUUUUAAGUCAGGCAAAUUCGGUAACGAGAGGUUUAAGCCACAUUCCGUUGUUCGUUCACCAGAAGAAGCUGCUGGCAUUCCUGGAGGAUUCGACUACGUCCUUCUGUGCGUAAAAGCACUACCGGACCUCUACGACGUAGCCGCGAUAAUCGAUUCAGUAGUCACCCCACAGCACACCUGCAUUGUUGUAAACACCACAUACAGCCUGGGAAUAGAAUCAUAUCUAGAAUCGCGAUUCCCUACGAAUAUUGUAUUGUCGCUCGUAAAUGGGGCCAACAUCAUCCAGUCAGGCCCAAGCGAGUUUGAACAUGCUGGCGCCUCGGAAGUAUGGGUUGGCUCAACAAAUCAGAACCCCAGCAUUCCAAUGACCCUCCAACUAGAUAUGGCAGAGGCCUUGGCUUUGACCCUAGCAUCUGGAAAUGUUGAAUGCCAUGUAUCGGCAAAUAUUCGGCAACAACAAUGGGAGAAAAUGAUUGGACCCAUAGCCUUUCAGCCGCUAAGUGUACUUCUUGAGACGCCAGUUCACUCAGUGUUGAUAGAGAAAGCAGGCGCCAAGAAGCUUAUUCCAGACCUAAUCGACGAGCUUAUUGACAUUGCAAAGGCGCAAUCAUGUUCGUUCUCAGAAGAUUUUAAGCAGAAAACUAUUGAUGAACAACUUCAAGCACCACAAAGCAUGAUGUACCAGGACUUUGUUGCCCGGAGACCUUUGGAGAUUGAAAAUUAUUUGGGUUCACCAAUUAAAUUUGCGCAAGCUGCUGGGGUUAAAGCGAGCCACUGCCAGGCAUUGUAUACAGUUCUUCAUCAUGUCAAUACGGCCAACCAGACAAGGCCUCCUACAUCUCCAGCUGCUUCAAUCAAUGGCCCUAGUCCACGCCCAAUGCAGAAUGGCCCACAGCAACCCAGACCUCAACAGAACGGCAUAAACGGCAUGAACAGUCAACGUCGACCACCGCCUCCUUCUAUGGGUGGCCCUCCAAUGGGUGCAAGGCGUGGUCCGCCACCUCAUCAGCCAUAUGGGCCUAAUCCGAAUGGACUCCACCCUAACGGGUACCCCCGAAGACCACAAAAUGGCAGCAAUUCCCCACAACCUCCUUCGAGAACAGUCUCACGCAGGAAUUCGUUUGAUAAUGACCUUGAGGAAUUCGGACACCUUGCUCUAUACGAUGAAUUGGCGGAUAGCGAGGAGUUACCGCACCAGCAGGAUGGAGGAGAACAUAUUCAACCUAGUCGAAGCCGUGCGCCAUCUGCUGGUGAAAUGGCACUUCGGGAACGCGAGUUCCAACUGAGACAAAGGGAAUUAGCACUUCGAGAACAAGAGAUCAGUAUGCGCCAGAAUGGCCACAGCAUCAAACAAGGCAGGAGAAAAAGUCGGGCCAGGAGUGUGUAUGAUGACGACGACGAUGAAGAUGAUGGCUAUGUUGAUGCACCACCACCUAUGCCACCAAUCGACCCCGAUAACUUUGAUAUGAUGAGUUUGACGUCACGGAGGACCAGAAGGCUGCCCAGUGCAGGUAACUUGAGAGGGUCUGAGGUCGAUGCAGCGGCCAUGCCACCGAACAGAACAAGACAUUCAAUGGCUCCGAGCAGACCUGGUCCUAGAAGUCGGGCGAGUGCCAGGCUCAUGAGUGAUGUUCCUGAUUCAUCACGAGCCAAUUCUUUGACCGCUCGCGGCUUGGAUGAGAUUACUGGGAUGUCAGUAAGAGGAGGAGGAGGGGCAUAUCCACCUCAUCCAGGCCAGAUGCCACCGCCGCCAAAUCGACGAACGAGCAUGUCACCUGGUGAUGUGCGCCCGAACGGCCAUGGGCCUCGCCCUGGGUACCCAGCAGAUCAGCGAAACUUUAGACACGCGUCAAACACCCACCCUCCAAAUGGCCAUUUCCCCAAUGGUCAUCCGCCGCCCAAUGGGCCCUUGAGACAACCGAGCCCGAGAUUUCCUGAAGGACAAGUGCUACCGCAGCAGGCUGGACAGAUUCCUGACGGGUACUACGGUUCGAGUAGCCUUGAGAGGAGGAUGGUGACUGCAGUGCGGUAA
Morchella sextelata is the source of this 2184-nucleotide messenger RNA. RefSeq lists its product as uncharacterized. Gene Ontology annotation, cellular component: cytoplasm. NCBI's taxonomy places the organism in Eukaryota, Fungi, Ascomycota, Pezizomycetes, Pezizales, Morchellaceae. The transcript has 8 exons. Gene Ontology annotation, molecular function: oxidoreductase activity. The record is from RefSeq and is a predicted model, not a curated record. Bases 1 to 2184 code for a protein of 727 amino acids.